AUGUCGCUCUCGACAAGGAUAUUGCAGAAAAUCGUGCGGAACGAGGCCAUGGCCUCGGAUCCGCCCGAGAUCUACGGCUGGCGUGUGUAUCUGCUUGCCUGCUCAGCCUGCUUCGGCGCCAUGUCCUUCGGCUGGGACUCGUCCGUCAUCGGCGGUGUUAUCAUCAUGGACCCCUUCGUGAAAGACUUUGCCCUGGGCGAUCCCAAGUCCGUCGCAUCUGCCAAUCUCGCUGCCAAUAUCGUCUCGACUCUCCAGGCCGGUUGUUUCGCCGGUGCUCUCGUGGCCUCUCCCAUGACCGACCGCUUCGGCAGAAAAUGGUGUCUCAUCGGCGUCGCCAUGGUCAUCAUCGUCGGCAUCAUCAUGCAGGCGGCAGCCAACGGCAACCUAGGGCCCAUGUACGCCGGCCGUUUCGUCGCCGGUCUCGGCGUCGGCGCUGCCAGUACCAUCAACCCCAUCUACGUCUCCGAGAAUUCCCCACGUGCCAUCCGCGGCCUGCUCACCGGUCUAUACCAACUCUUUAUCGUUACGGGUGGCAUGAUUGCCUUCUGGAUCAAUUACUCGGUCACCGUCAACUUCCCCGCGACCAAGAUACAGUACAUCUUCCCACUCGCCAUCCAGGCGCUUCCCGCCGUGCUGCUGUGCGUCUGCAUGUUGAUGUGCCAAGAAUCUCCCCGGUGGCUGGCUCGCAAGGACCGCUGGGAGGACACCAAGCACGUCCUGUCGCGUAUCCGCAACCUGCCGCCCACGCACCCGUACAUCCAGGACGAGUUCCAAGAGAUCGUCGACCAGCUCGAGCACGAGCGCAACCUAAUCGGCGACGCCACCUUCUGGAACCUGCAGCGCGAGAUGUGGACCAUCGCGGGCAACCGCCGCCGCGCGCUCAUCAGCAUCAUCCUCAUGAUCUGCCAGCAAAUGACCGGCACCAACGCCAUCAACACGUACGCUCCCACCAUCUUCCAGAACCUCGGCCUCACGGGCACCUCCACCUCACUCUUCAGCACGGGCAUCUACGGCAUCGUCAAGGUCACCAGCUGCAUCUGCUUCCUGCUCUUCAUGGCCGACUCGCUGGGCCGCCGCCGCAGUCUGCUAUGGACUUCCAUCGCCCAAGGCCUCGCCAUGUUCUAUAUCGGUCUAUACGUGCGCAUCGCACCGCCCAAGGCAGGCGAGCCUGUCCCGCCGGCCGGAUACUUUGCGCUCGUAUCCAUCUUUUUGUUUGCCGCCUUCUUCCAAUUCGGAUGGGGUCCCGCCUGCUGGAUCUACGCCAGCGAGAUCCCCGCCGCGCGCCUGCGCUCCCUCAACGUGUCCUACGCGGCGGCGACGCAAUGGCUCUUCAACUUCGUCGUCGCCCGCGCCGUGCCAACCAUGCUCAUCACCGUGGGGAGCGACGGAUACGGGACGUACCUCAUUUUCGGCAGCUUCUGCUUCGCCAUGUUCGUCUUCGUCUGGUUCUUUGUGCCCGAGACCAAGGGCAUCUCGCUCGAGCACAUGGACGCCCUGUUCGGCGUCACCGACGAGUCCAAGCCGUUGACCACCGAGCAAGCGGUCAGCGGGAACGAGAAGGUGAAGGAGAACGCGAACGGGAAGGACCAGGAGAAGGACAAGGACGCGCCCCACGCCCUCCAGACGGAGGUGGCGUAG
Molecule: messenger RNA, 1638 nt
Organism: Chaetomium fimeti
Lineage: Eukaryota; Fungi; Ascomycota; Sordariomycetes; Sordariales; Chaetomiaceae
Product: general substrate transporter
Exons: 4
Coding region: 1-1638 (545 amino acids)
Biological process (GO): carbohydrate transport; transmembrane transport
Cellular component (GO): membrane
Molecular function (GO): carbohydrate:proton symporter activity
Source: RefSeq, a predicted model, not a curated record